AUGGCAUCGCCUCCGCCAUCAAAGGCCCUGACCAAGCGGUCAGAUGGCCAGCUGAUGCCCCCUCCUCCAGCGCCAAAACGAAUUAAACGCCCCGCAACUGCCCUCGACGAAGACGUCUACACCAACGCUCUUUCCCACAUCAUCGCCCGCGAUUUCUUCCCAGGUCUGCUGGAGACCCAGGCCAAGCAGGAGUAUCUCGAUGCGCUGGACUCGAAGGAUAAAGGAUGGAUCACAAGCGCCAAGAAAAGACUUGCAGAUGUUAUGCGCACUCCAACACCCGGGUCAAAUGCCCGACGGAAGACAGACUCGGGAUCUGUGGCGGGUACGCCUAUGCAUUUCCCAGCAGGUGGCUCCGAUGAGACUCCGCGCGGGUGGGAAGGAGAUACGCCUAUGUCUGUCGCGUCGACUGCAACCUCUGCGACGACGAGACAGGGCCAGGAGAUUCCGGAUGUCUCGAAUAUGGGCCUGAUGGCAUUCCAGGACAAGUAUACGAGUGAGGACAACGAAUCGUUCAACAAGGUCCUCGACAAGCAAAACACAAAGAAGCGCGAGAAAUACGCUUUUCUCUGGAACAACAAUAAGAUUCCCUCCGCCCGUCAAAUCGCUCAUCACCAGCAAGAAGUCAAGCGCAUUACUGCACAAGGUGGCAAACCGGAAACUAGCCUCAUUAAGUGGGAUGAUUCCGAGAUCGCCAUCAAAACAGACCUGGACGCACGGCCAGCAAGACCUGAUGCCUGGAAGUCUCGUCCAGAUAACGGGCUUAUGUUCCUCCCAUCUUCGAUUGAAGAUACCCACGAGACACUCCACCAACAAGCGGAGGCUGCCUCGCGCGCAGGCCCGAAACGGACACUCUAUCAAAAUACGCGACUGCUUGAUGUAGACGCUGCUGCCGCCGCAGACGCUACAGCUUCUGUCCCAGACUCACCCUCAAUCUCCGCGAUCCAAGACGCCAUCGCCGGUCGGCCACGCCUCAGUCAAUCAGAGGCCUCUGCAGUCCCUGGCGGCGAGACCCCCGUGUCAACGCCUGAGCCUGCAUCCGAAGACCCCCUUGAAGCAGACUGGCGCCUCUUGGGGACUUCAUCAGAUACGACACCGAAUCCCUUCCAGCUCCGUGAAACCCGCAAGCGCGAGGCACUACACCACCGUAUGGUAGAUCGUGUCUCACGCACCAAGCGCGCGGAAAAAGCUGCCCGUACUGUGAAAACGCCCGUCACUGCGACUCCGCGCUUUGCCAGUAGUCCUCGCAUAGAUUUUGGACUUCGAGGUACGCCCGGUGGUGCGGUGGCCGGUGGUCAGGGCAAGAUGUUGACGCCGGCGGCUCAGAAGUUGUGGUCGCAGGUUGGUGGGAGUACGCCACGGGGAUCAGGGUCGGGAUCGACGGGGAAGUCUGGGUUAGGGAAUAUGUGGACUCCGACGCCGCGGCGGAAGUAG
Messenger RNA from Penicillium daleae, 1431 nucleotides. RefSeq names its product splicing factor ESS-2 family protein. Gene Ontology annotation, cellular component: catalytic step 2 spliceosome. The coding region runs from base 1 to 1431 and encodes 476 amino acids. The transcript is spliced from 2 exons. Lineage: Eukaryota; Fungi; Ascomycota; Eurotiomycetes; Eurotiales; Aspergillaceae. The record is from RefSeq and is a predicted model, not a curated record.